Messenger RNA from Capronia coronata CBS 617.96, 645 nucleotides. RefSeq lists its product as uncharacterized. The record is from RefSeq and is a predicted model, not a curated record. Gene Ontology annotation, molecular function: peptidyl-tRNA hydrolase activity. The transcript has a single exon. The coding region runs from base 1 to 645 and encodes 214 amino acids. NCBI's taxonomy places the organism in Eukaryota, Fungi, Ascomycota, Eurotiomycetes, Chaetothyriales, Herpotrichiellaceae.
AUGGCUCCCGCUCCCUCUGCAGCACGAUCGGUGCGACUGCUCGUCGCCUCAAUCGGCAACCCACCACCCUACCACACGACGCGCCAUUCGGCAGGCCACAUCCUGCUGAAAUCGCUCGCCCAACGACUUCACCUGCCUCCUCUGUCCAAAACCAAAACACUAGGCUCCGGCAGCGUCAGUCGCGGCUCCGACGUCGGCAGACCAGAAUACACACUAUGGCAGAGCGCAAGCCUGAUGAACGUCUCCGGAACGGGGACCAUGAAGGCGUGGAAACUGUUCAACGACGACCUCCCGAAAACCCAGUCGGCAUUGGACGUCGUGACCGCGCUGGUCGUGCUCCAUGACGAACUCGAGUCUCCGACGGCCACGAUCAAGCUGCGGCGCGGCGAGUCGAGCCCCCGCGGCCACAACGGCAUCAAGUCGAUCCAGCAGUCGCUCAAGUCGGCGGGCCAGCUGGUGGCCCUGGGCGACCGGUUCGUCAAGAUCGGUAUCGGCAUUUCGCGGCCCGCCUCCAGGGACAGCCAUGAUGUGAGUGCCUGGGUCUUGGGCCAGCUGACGCACGUCGAGCGCGCCAAGAUAGAGGCCGCGACCGACAGUCUGAUUGCCGUGCUUGAGAGUGAGAUUGCGAGAUUGGAAAGAUCUUGA